GGCGGGGCAGAACCCAUUCCAGGAAGCGCAGGUGGCAGGAGCCUGCAGACAGCAGAUAAGGCCGGCCGGUCUGGUAGCGGGGAUUCAGAUGGAUAGCAGCUUGGGGGGGCUCCUUACGAGCUGCACUUAAAUUUGAAAACUUCACAGAUGUUUCGGGUAAACUACGCUCCAGGCUCUGCCCGUGCCAUCUUAAGAGCUCUGCAUUUCUACUGCUCUUAAACACGGUAGAAAUGGCCUGGCUGGAGUCUAUGAAGCUGGAAACAAACGACACCACUACAAUAAGCCUCCCUGUGACCCUCUCCUUCACCCUCUCCCUGUCUCUCGUUCCCACCCUCCAGCGAAUGCACAACAGCCGCGUUUCAGAAGAGGGGGUGGCUGAAAUCCCCUUCUUCUCAUUGCUAGAGGCCGCGGUAAAACGAACACCAGAUUCCAGGGAGAGGGACGAGCAACCCGGGGUGACAUCUGUUUAUCCUCAGAGGCGAGCCAGGGGACUUCAGGAAGAGCGUCUCGUGGCCGGUGCACGCGGGGAAGGACGCGACUGCUCUGGAUGCGGUCCAGAGAAGAACAGGCGAGUGUCCCUCCCUGACAGGGACAAAGUAACUGAACCUCUUUCACCUUCAAGAGAGAAGAGUCCGGAGGGACCUCAUUCAAGCUAUCAAGACAAGCCAGCUGACUUCUUCAGCACGAACAGCGAAACAGAAAACUGGAGGCGGGAGGAGAAACUAAGGGGCUUCUCAUUCCAGUGGAUCCCGGCCACUUCAGAGGAGCCACAUCUGAAGGGCAGCCCCACCGGGCCUCACUGCCCAGCAGGGGGAGAAGCUGCCUCCCCAGCUGGGGGGGACAUUUCGGGUUGGGGAGGGCCGCACAGCCCAGGGUGGUAUUCAAGGCUAACACCCCUGCUCUUGGAUUUUGAAUCACGUAAACAGACAAAGGAAUCAAGUACUUCAAUUUAAUGCCCCAUCUGAAAAACAGCAACCCCUACAGCACAGUGUCCCUGGUCACAAUACUGGAGCACUGGUUUGGAGAUUCUUGUUGGUGGGGAGGAUCGCCACCUACUGGUCCACUACCAUCACUUGCAGCUGAUCCAAUCCCAGUACUGACCAGGCCCAGCCUUGAGGAGCUACCAAUUCCUCACUAGAUCAGGCUACAGAGUUUCAAGAGUUCUUUGAAGUAGCUUCUGAAAGAUUAAAAGGGUGCCAACACACAUGUGUCAAUUGAGGACUAUUGCCUUUCACGAAAAAACAUUUAGAAAAUGUAACUGAUUUUUUCCUGCAGCGAUGAAACAUAAAAGCAUUAGUGAAGCUAUCCUGCAUGAUAAUGUCAAAAAAAGUGAAAGGCAGAUUCAAAAAAGGGUAAUUGAGAAAUAAUUACUAUGUCAAACAACACGAGAAACAAGGAUGAUUCUAUCAAUCAGUCAGCUAAUGAAGCAACUAAUUCAUUAUCUCAAUCACUAUGAAUGAAUUAAAUCUUUUUGCAAGUCUAGAACCUUGCUGUUUUGACAAAGACUACUUUCUGUGCUUCUAGGACACCUCAGGCUACAGGAAGGGGCCGAGUCUGCACCGCACUAGACAUCUAUCUCCAUACACACACUAAAACACACACACGCACACAUACCAACACACACAGCCUCGCAAUCUCAUGCACACCCAAGCACUAACAUGCACGCCCACACACUAACACAAACACAUGCGCACACGCCCACACACAUGCGCACACACAUGAAAACCACGAAAACCCAGAUGCACAUGUAGGCACACGUGUGGACACACAUCAACAUGCAUGUGCACACUUC
Messenger RNA from Lepisosteus oculatus (spotted gar), 1792 nucleotides. The record is from RefSeq and is a predicted model, not a curated record. Lineage: Eukaryota; Metazoa; Chordata; Actinopteri; Semionotiformes; Lepisosteidae.